Molecule: messenger RNA, 781 nt
Organism: Drosophila miranda
Lineage: Eukaryota; Metazoa; Arthropoda; Insecta; Diptera; Drosophilidae
Gene: Obp58c
Exons: 3
Coding region: 106-705 (199 amino acids)
Molecular function (GO): odorant binding
Source: RefSeq, a predicted model, not a curated record
GAAACGCAUUCACAGACAUUUUGAUGGACCGCCAUUUCCUGACGAUUUAUCAACCCUCUAUAAAAGCAUUCAGAACCUGCAGAUAACUUCAGUAUAAGCAGAACAAUGAAGCCUAUAGUUCUAUUGACUUUCACCUGCCUGAUCUGGUUCGCCAGUGGCAUUAGCAUUGACUGCGAAAAUCCCGAGGCCAUCAACGAGGAGCACAUUCACUACUGUUGCAAGCAUCCCGACGGACACAAUGACAUAAUCGAGAAGUGCGCUAAGGAGACGGGAUUCCAGCUGCCCAGCCAGACCGAAGAGGCAAUGGUGGACAUCACAGCGGAUCGGGCCAUUCGAGGCACCUGCUUUGGCAAGUGUGUCUUUGGCAGUCUGAACUUCAUGAAAGGUGAAGAGUUGGACAUGGAGGCGGUGCGCAAUUACUUCAGCUCCAAGUUUGCCGAUGAUUCGGAGUACGCCAAGGAAAUGAUCAGCGCCUUUGACCACUGUCAUGGCAAGAGUGAGGAAAACACCUCCAAGUUCCUGUCGAAGCCCAUCUUCCGCCAGAUGUCCCAUCAAUUCUGUGAGCCCAAGUCGAGUGUGGUAUUGGCCUGCGUGAUCAGACAGUUCUUCCACAACUGCCCAGCCGAUCGUUGGUCCAAGACCAAGGAGUGUGAGGAUACUCUAGCGUUCAGCAAGAAAUGUCAUGAUUCUUUGGCCACUCUUUAAAAGAAUAUGUAGUAAAGAAUAUAAAAAAAGUAUCUUAUUCAAUUUUAAAUACAUUUAUGGGUGUUUUUCUUAAGAA